Racocetra persica is the source of this 553-nucleotide messenger RNA. NCBI's taxonomy places the organism in Eukaryota, Fungi, Glomeromycota, Glomeromycetes, Diversisporales, Gigasporaceae. The record is from the annotation of a GenBank genome assembly.
AUGGCAAGUGACGAUGAAUUUAAUGAAGCUGAUCUGUGUUUUAUUAGCAAUGUUGAGACAAAUAUAUUUGAUGAAAUGCUAGAUUCUUAUGGGCAACUUCGAUCUGAGGAAAGUAAUAGCUUAGUAGAAUCUGAGGCUGAAACUGAUUUGACUGAUUUGGAGGAGGGAUUAUAUCCCUUAACUAAAGGGCAAAGUUUUACUGAUUGGAAAGAUGUUGAAAACAAAGAUUUGUAUGAUGAAAUGCUCAUUGAAUUAACAGAACUUGUUGAUGAGCAGGAAGGACGCGUUUUGCAGUCAGAUGAUGAGUAUAAUUAUAAAACAAUCAAUAAUCUACUAAAACCACAAACAAAGGGACAGAAGCGUCAAAAAUGUAUAGCAGCAUUCAAUAAUAGCGCACGAAAAAAAGUGUUGAAGAAAACAACUAAUGUGUUGCAGAAUGAUGAUUUAGUGAAGAUGGCUAGUUCCAAUAUUAGUAAUGAAUCAAUUAAUAUUGACAGUACUGAAGGAACAAAAGUUGAUAUAGUUAAUGAGGAUAUGGAGCAAUCAAUUCAAG